GUGGGUGGGUCACGUGUCUUGUCAGGAAUCCGGAAGUCUGGCCCGCUCGCCCAAUCACGCCCGGAAGCCUAUCUAGUGGCGCCAAGCUGGCCAAUCCUGGGGACGCUUGCUCUUCGCCAAACCGGGUCCCGCCUCCGCGCGCCGCGCUGACGGGUCGUUAGCGGAUACGGCGGCCGCAGGGGCGGAGUCAAGGGCCUUUGCCCGCCUUGGCGGCCGGCUCUACGUUCCCUGUUCUCGCCUCCAGCUCCGCCAUGGCUCCUAAAGGCAGCUCCAAACAGCAGUCUGAGGAGGACCUGCUCCUGCAGGAUUUCAGCCGCAAUCUCUCGGCCAAGUCCUCCGCGCUCUUCUUCGGGAACGCUUUCAUCGUGUCUGCCAUCCCCAUCUCGUGCCAUUAACGUGAUGCGAAGCCAUAUGAUGGCUCACUAAUUGGACAUAGCACUGCUUGGAGUUCUGAUAACAGCCACGUCAGCAAGGAAACUAUGGUUUGGGACUGCACGUGGCGUUUUGGAAUGGCCUGUGUUUCGCAUGCUAGUACCCUGAUGAAUGAAAUUUGAAGUCUGACUUGUGAUUACGUUGAGCCAGAGUUUGUUCUCAUUUUAGAAGUUGAAAUCUCAUCUGGACUAGUAAUAGGAAGGGUUAUACUGGCGAAUAUGGCAUAUGGAUCUUAUUCAGUCUGCUGUUUUGUAUAGUGUGAUGACCCUAGUAAGCACAUAUUUGGUAGCCUUUGCAUACAAGAAUGUGAAAUUUGUUCUCAAGCACAAAGUAGCACAGAAGAGGGAGGAUGCUGUUUCCAAAGAAGUGACUCGAAAACUUUCUGAAGCUGAUAAUAGAAAGAUGUCUCGGAAGGAGAAAGAUGAAAGAAUCUUGUGGAAGAAGAAUGAAGUUGCUGAUUAUGAAGCUACAACAUUUUCCAUCUUCUAUAACAACACUCUGUUCCUGGUCGUGGUCAUUGUUGCUUCCUUCUUCAUAUUGAAGAACUUCAACCCCACAGUGAACUACAUUUUGUCCAUAAGUGCUUCAUCAGGACUCAUCGCCCUCCUGUCUACUGGCUCCAAAUAGACCAUGUCAGCUUCACCCCCUGGCUUUGUGUCUAUGGGUGGCCUGUGGUAUAUGGAAAAGUAGCAGGGUGGUCAGGGUGGGAGACACAAGAUGUUUUUAUAGUCUAGAGCCUUUAAAAAACCCAGCAGAAUGUAAUUCAGUAUUUGUUUAUUGGCUGUUUUUUGACAGAUUGUUGAAAUUAAAUGAAUUGAAAGGGAAACUCAGAGUACUAGGACGUUUAUUAAAAGGAAAAAAAUGUCUUGCAAUGUGCUGUAAUCACAAGAGGAGAAAAUAACUUGUUUCCUUGAUCUGUCAGAGGUCACAGUAACCUGGGCCGAGCUGUUAUUAUUUAUUAUAUAAUAGUAGUAGGAAGUUAAUAACUGGUUCUCUGUGUUCCAAGCACAAUAUUACAACUUCUUUUGAACCGUAAAUAUCAGAAUGAAUCCUCUUCCCAGGGGAUUGAACAGAGCUUAAUGUUUACAAGUGUUUGAAUUUGUGAUCUGAAAUAACACAAAAUUAAAAACAUGAUUUCUCUAAUUUUCCAACUAGAGGAAGAGAAACUUGUGGAAAAGUUCUUUUUUUUUUUUUUUCUUAAAGAAGGGCAGCCAAGGUAGUAACCUAAAAAUAGUGCCCAGGCAUAUGAGAGUUGUCCUACGAGGUUAAAGAACACACUGUUCCACUGUAUGGCUUUGGCCCUGAGUGGCCAGGGAGGUCAACUUGACCCUGCCAUGUUGGUUUGACUUACUAAGACACAGGAAUCAUUGUUUUCCUUGACCAGGGUCUCACACCCUGGAGGAAUGUUAAGUAAGAGAAAGAACCUCUUUCCUGAAUAUUGACAUGUAAAAGACCAAAGUAAUUUUUCUGAACUUCUGCAAUUCUGAGAACUCUCCAAGGAAUUUACAGUGAUUUUAGUGCUUGUCAACAUUUUUCCAUGAGGACUUUCAUACAUUUGACUCUUUAGUUCACAGGUUCCCAUUGAUUGUGAGCAAGAUAUUUAUCUCUUUAGCCCUUGGGGAUCCAGCUGAGAGCAAUCUCUUGCAUUUUUUUACCCGUGUAUGUACAGAUAUCAUUUCUUGUGUAUGCCAUGACUUGAAAAAGUUUGGGAAGCUCUUUAGCAAUAUCAGCUAAAAGGAUAUGAAAUCACAGGUGAUAGCAGUUGUCAUUCAGUAAUUUCCUACAAGCAGCACCCCAAAGGAAAUAUAGUCCUAAUCUUUACUAUCCACUUCUAAAUUUAAUGUGAAUUUCAUACAUGUUAUUAGUUGUUUUCUUUAUAAUUUUAUAAAAAUUAUUCAUCAGGAGUUUAACUUCCACUUCCAUGCUAUUGGAUGUGUUGGGCUCCAUGCAAGAACUUGGAAGAAAAACAGGCAGGAAUGCAUUUGCAUAAUGACCCAGAUCAUCAUUUUCUGCAACUGAGAAUUAUAUUUCAUCAUUGCUUCUAGAAGUCUGCAAUUCUUUACUUUUCUUUGGUGCAUUAUUAUCUAGGUGCCAUCACUGGAUAAUGUGGAGUGACUAGAGAAGUGACAUAUCACUGCAAGGUACAGUUAGGGUAACACUUUAGAGGUUUAUUAUUUUUAAAAAACUUUUCUUGAACUCCUGGCCAACAUGGUGAAACCCCGUCUCUACUAAAAAUUCCAAAAUUAGCCGGGCGUGAUGGUGGGCGCCUGUAAUCUCAGCUACUUGGGAGGCUGAAGCAGGAGAACUGCCUGAACCCAGGAGGCAGAGGUUGCAGUGAGUCGAGAUCGUGCUACUACUGCCUGGGUGGCAAGGGUGAGACUCCAUCUCAAAAAAGAAACAAAAAAACCCAAAAAGUUUUCUUUACUGUUGGUUAAAAAAAAAAGCCAGACCAUAGUUUGACUGGUGGCAUGGAAUUUGUGUAUCAAAUAAAUGCAUUUGCUUAUUUGACAAAC
This is a messenger RNA of Pan troglodytes (chimpanzee), 2945 nucleotides long. RefSeq names its product signal sequence receptor subunit 3 (gene SSR3). The transcript has 6 exons. Lineage: Eukaryota; Metazoa; Chordata; Mammalia; Primates; Hominidae. Bases 658 to 1059 code for a protein of 133 amino acids. Gene Ontology annotation, cellular component: membrane; endoplasmic reticulum. Gene Ontology annotation, biological process: SRP-dependent cotranslational protein targeting to membrane. The record is from RefSeq and is a predicted model, not a curated record.